Molecule: messenger RNA, 1479 nt
Organism: Sclerotinia trifoliorum
Lineage: Eukaryota; Fungi; Ascomycota; Leotiomycetes; Helotiales; Sclerotiniaceae
Source: the annotation of a GenBank genome assembly
CAUAUAUUUGCGAGUGUACGUUGAGUUCUGCUUAGAUGUGACAUUAAGCGCUAGAACGAAUACAGCCAAAGCCGACUGUCCGCUAGCGUCCGCUUAGAAUUCAUCCCACUCCAGCUUCGAAUUCCAGCACUUUGAAAACCAGCCAUUUUGAUAUAGACUACAAACGUUGAAGAGAAAUAAUAAAUGAACCCUCUCACUCGUAAGUACUAAGUCUCACAGCAUGCACAGCAAAUACUGAUUAACAGGACAGAAGUUUGAGAGCACUAGAUACAAUCAUGGCACCGGUAUACAAAAUCGCAUUGAUCCAGAUUUGUCCGAAGGUUUGUUGACAUUUUUUCUUGUUUACCUCAAUCAAUAUUUCUACCUUGCCGACGGCUUUUAUGAUAUGUUGAGGGAGAACUGUAUCAAGCACACAUAUUUGUGUUUUUUCCAGCAGAUGGCUGUGAUCCCCAUGUGAACCCAUGUUCCCCAAACUGAACAAGAAUUCGAGCUCAUACUAUUUACUAGCCUCUAGCUACUGACUACAACUAUGAAAAAGCAGUAGCAUUCAUCAGAGCUGCCGCUUCUCAGGGAUGUGAUCUUGCCGUUCUUCCAGAAUAUCACCUUACUUCAUGGGUCCCGGAUGAACCUGAAUUUCUUUCACUGUGUCACCACGAUGUCACAUCCAAAUACGUCUCCGGCUACCAAUCCCUCGCCUCUGAACUCAAAAUAUCCAUCGUCCCAGGCACAAUUUGUACCUUGCACCCCGAAACAUCUCUCCUCCAUAACACAGCACAUUUCAUAUCCCCAGAAGGCAAAAUUCUCUCUUCCUACACCAAGAAGAAUCUCUGGCACCCGGAACGUCCACACCUAACAUCAUCCACCCAUGACCCACACACCACUUUCGAGUCCCCGCUCGGUAAGAUUGGAAUGCUUAUUUGCUGGGACGCCGCAUUCCCCGAAGCUUUCCGGGAGCUCAUCUCCCAAGGCGCAAAACUCAUCAUCAUUCCCACAUUCUGGACUCUUAGCGACUGUACACCCGCAGGCUUGGCGCGUAACCCGCUUUCCGAAGAAUUAUUUGUUCAAUCUACGUUGAUCUCUAGAGCAUUCGAAAAUACGUGCGGAAUUGUGUUCUGUAAUGCUGGAGCACCGAUAGGAAAGGGUAAAGAAAGUGCAGGGUUUUUGGGUAUUAGCCAGGUUACCGUACCAUUUCAAGGAGCUAUAGGGAGAAUGGGACGAGAGGAGGGGAUGAAUGUGGUAGAGCUGGAUAUGCAGAUUUUGGAUGAGGCGGAAGAAGCAUAUAAGGUGCGUAUGGAUAUGGAAGGGAAGGAUUGGCAUUAUGCGCAUACUUUAAAAGGAAGAAUUAGCAAUGAAGAAAGCAAGUUGUGAGGAGCGGUGUUCCGUUCAGUUGUGUCUUGACACAAAUCUUCGAUUGAUAUGUUAACCUUUUGCGAUGCACCAAACCAAUUCAAGUCACAUAUAGUCUCUUUUCAAUUUCGA